UUCGAAUAAAAAAAAAAUAUUUAUUUGAAGAAGAUUUUUAAUUUAAAUAAAAAAAAACUAUUAAAAUAACAAAUAAAUAAAUUAAAUAAAUAAAAAUAAAGUUAAAAAUAGUCUAAAUUUAAGUUUCAUAUGCAGCACCAUGAAUCUCGAUACUGCAUGUAAUUGUUGUCCUCCCGCUAGCUGUGAUGCUUGUGCUCCCCAAUGCUCUUCUGCAGAUCCUUAUGUAAUGAUCAGAGCUGAAAGACCACUUAAAUCCAAUUUUGUUUGCAGUACAAAGAAUUGCAAUGUUUUUGGCGGUCAUGAUGCAAAUCCAAUGCCAGAAUAUCAGUGUUGUAAAAAAACUAAUAAAAUUAAAGAUGAGGAUAAAAACUCUUUGGGUUCUCCUAUUGGUCUAGUUGCUUCCAAUGUGAAUUUCAAAACCGAGGGCAAAACCAGCGAUAUUAUACAGGCUCGAUAUGCAACUUACCUCAAGGCCUUUGCUCGCCUUCAUCUCAAUGCAGAAACAUCAUGGAACUCACUCGUUAUCGAUGAUAUUAUGAAAGAAGGCCUUAUAUUGUAUUCAUACUCGCAAAAAGGAGAAAACAAUAUGGAAUCACCACCCGAUAUUUAUACGCCCAAUGAAGUAAAUGUUUUACGUGAAUUUGAGUUGUCCGAUUUUGGUUUUCAUGUAGAAUUAAUGCAGCCUUUCAAACUCAAUACUUCUGCCUCUUUGGAAACUGGAGCUAAGGGUGAUGGUGUUGACUUGACUUUGGAAGAUUUAAUGGCGACUUUGAAAAGUUUUUUUCGCCAACACAAAUAUGGUCUCUUAACAGUGGGCUCAUUUUAUGCCAUGAUUUGGCGCUCAACAGAUGCCUACUUUAUAUUCGAUGUUUGUGGUCGCCGGGUGGCCGAUUUUCAGACAGACAAAGAUAAGGGUGUGGCCAUGCUAAUUUGCCUCAGUAGUUUGGAAAAUUUAAGGCAUUUGUUAGUGAAUCUUAGUGGCCUGCAAGUAUCAGAUCCAGUUACAAUUAGAGAAAUAAAGGUGGUAAAGGUUAUUACACCCAGUGGCGCUAUAAUGCAAAAGGAUUAUGGUAAGCGGACUCAUCAAUAUCAAGUGAUUAAUGAUGAUUACGCCUAUCUGCGAUCCGCACUGCAUUUAACACUUAACAGAAGAGAUCUGGUAAGAAAUCGCAGUGCUUUGCCCGUGGCACUGGCAGCUAUUGUAGUUUCAAAAAUAGAUCAUCCAGCUACCUGGAACAUGCAAAUGCUCGAUAAGAUUAUAUGUUUUGGCGUAAACUUUUGUCAAACAUGUUGGGCAAAUUGCAGAGCCAGGGACAUUAUAGAUGUAACAGAAUUCCCUACAUAUUUCACGAUGGGACAGUUUCAAAUCACCAACGAAAUAAUGGCUCACAAAUAUGAGGGGACCUGGCGUUGUGUGCCCGGCUUUAAACAUAGCGUAUUGGCUCAUGCUAUUAAAAAGGCCUUUCAGGCGGGUGAACAAAAACUGCUAGUGCAAAUUAAUUAUCAAAUAUAUGCCAUUUGGAAAAAACAUGAUUUCAUAUAUCUGCUCGAUCCUUAUCGCCAUCGGAUUCUGGGCAAACCAUCUGAGUCCGAGGUUUAUGAGCAAAUGGAGAAAAGUGCCACGGUGAGGAUGUUUGGUUCUUUUGAGGUCUUUAUGAAUGUCUUCAAUCAUAUAUUGCUCGAUUCCAAUCGAACCAGCCAAUUUUUCAUUCACAUUGUAAAAGUCAAGAAUAUACAGACACGACAAACUGUUAAGGAUUCUAGCGCACAGCCAGUCGAGGAUACUAAGCUGGAUAGUAAUGGUGAAAUUAUAUCAAUAAAUGAACAUAUUUGCUUUGAGGAAGGUGAAGAUUUGUGCCGCAAAGCCCUGGGUGAAAUUAGUGAUUAUGAAGAUGAGGAUCUUAAAUCGGAUGUGGUGGAAAUAGAACUCAGAACUUCAUCCAGCGAAGCUGAAGUAAUGGAGGAAGAAGAAGCUGGAGCGGGAGAAUUGGAAGAAAUGGAAGGUUUAGAAACUUCUUCUAGUGGCGAGGAAGGAAGUGGCCACAAAAAGAAAACACAAAGUGGCAAAGGUAAGGGAAACAAAGGCAAGAGUAAAGGUAAGGGCUCAAAGCAUAAAGGCGGCUCUGGUAAAGGCAAAAAAGGUCAAGGAGCUAAAGACACCGAAGAAGGAGGCGGUAAAAAGCGAAAGAAAAACAACGAGGAUAGUGGUGAAAGUUCCGAGGAAGAAGCCAGUAAAAGCAAAAAGAGUAGGAAAGUUAAAACAAAGGAAGGGAAUGAGAAAACUAAUAAAAAGGAUAGAAACCAGAAAAAUAAAGGCGGAGAUCAACAGGAAACAGAUAAUGAGAAUAAAACAAAAGAUGAUAAAGCAACUGCAGAUGACAAAUCAAAACAAGCUAAAACCAAACAGGAAAAGGAAGAUAUAGACAAAAAUAGAAAAGAUAAAGAUGGAAAAGAUAAAGAUGGCAAAGAUAAAGACGGAAAAGACAACGAUGUUAAAGAUCAUAAAGAUAAAGCUGGCAAGGACAAAGAUGUUAAAGAUAAAAACAAAAAUAUGGAUGCCAUAGCUAAGGGACAGGAUGACGAAGAAAAUGUUCGUAAACAAUUGAAGGAAAAUGAGGAUCGUGGUAAUAAAAAUCUUGUCAAAAAUGAAAACGAAAUGGCGGAUAAAAAACAUCUAAAUAAAGAUGAAGACCUAGAUAAAAAUAAGAAAGAUUCUAAUAAAGAAACAACUUUAGGUCAAGAUAAAGAUAAGAAUGAUUCCAAUAAAGAAAACACUUUGAGUCAAGAUAAAGAUAAAAAAGAUUCUAACAAAGAAAAAACUUUGGGUCAAGAUAAAGUUAAGAAAGAUUCUAACAAAGAAACCAAUUUAGAUCAAGAUAAAUAUAAAAAAGAUGCCAAUAAAGAAAAAACGUUGAGCCAAGAUCAAGGCCGAGGUUUAGGCAAAGAUGCGGACAAUAUUGAUCCAAAUUUGGCUAGAGAUAAAACUGAGCAAGACAAAGUUCAAAGCAAAACUGAUGCCAAUGCUUAUCCCAAUUUAACUAAUGACAAUGUUGAUCCCAGUCAAGAUAAAUCAAAUCUUGACAAAACUGAUAAAAAUGUUUUAAAGGGUGGAGGAAAAGGAGGUAAUGAACUAACCAGCAUAAGCCCAGAUGGUCACAAAAAAUCACAGCCAACUGAACAGCCUGAUGAUGGUAAGAAUAAGCCCGGUCUAGUUCCAAAUAAAGAUGAAGACACUAAACAUGAUAGUGAUCAAGCAAAAGGCAGUAAUAAGGAAAAUGUUAGAGACAAAGAUCCUAACAAACCCUUAGACAAGCAUUUGAGUGGUGAUAAAACCAAGGAUAUUGAAAAACCUAAACAAGAUCUACACAAAGACCUUAAUGAAAACAAAAUGAAGGAUAAAUUAAAUCCAACAGACCAACUGAAUAAAGAUUUAAAACAAAAAGCAACAAAAGAUGAGUUUGGCCAUAAGAACCAACGUGGUGGAGAUCAUUCUCAGCUGUACGAUGAUGGCACCGAAGCAGACGACGAAAAUGAAGAUUUCUUUAAGAAAAAUCAACGCUAUUGUUCCAUGCCAAAUCCAAAUCGCUAUCCUGGUUAUUAUAAAUAUCCCGCCGAUAUGGCUGUGGUUGGCUCUGAAAGUGGCAGCUAUGCGAGUAUUUGCAAACUUUUCCAAGCCGGCUUUAAAAUGGCCGAUCGUCUGCUCACCAUGACACCCUGGGGCAAUUUUGUGAUUUUUCGUUGUUCAGGCAAAUCGGUUUUAGAGGAAAACCACUAUUUUCUAUUUGAUGGUUGUACGUGUAAUUUUGAUCGUUUUCGUCAUUUCGAUCUUAGUGUGGGCACUGCUGGCCUUAUAUGUUUUAAACACAUCCACAAUGUCAUCGAAUAUAUAAGACAUUUACGCAAAUCGCGUAGAAGGCAUGGGAAUGAACAGCCCCAAUAUACAGCUGAUGAUAUUUGUCGUCAAUAUUGCAGUAGAAUUGGUAAUUUACGAGUUUAGCAAUUGAAAAUGAAAAAACUUAUUUUUAAAAAUAUUUUUGGAUCGAAUCUAAAUUUAUGGAUUCUUGUUAAAACUAUAUUUUGUAAAUUUAUAUUUAAAAAAUUAUAAAAUCAUAAUUUUUAUAAAUAUACACACUA
Molecule: messenger RNA, 4134 nt
Organism: Calliphora vicina (urban bluebottle blowfly)
Lineage: Eukaryota; Metazoa; Arthropoda; Insecta; Diptera; Calliphoridae
Gene: ms(3)76Cc
Product: male sterile (3) 76Cc
Exons: 3
Coding region: 140-3997 (1285 amino acids)
Source: RefSeq, a predicted model, not a curated record